AUGCCGGAAACGAAAUUAUUCUCUUCUCCUCUAAGCUACUCCUGUUCAGCAUCUUCAACACAGAGACCAAAGUCACCUCCACCACCUCCGUCUACCCAAAAGAGGGACGAGAGCGGCAUGCAGACACCAUCUAUUCUGUGGCGAGCAUCAGAGAUUGGAUCACCACAACCACAAAAUGGUGACAUUCAACAGUUGCUUCACUACAUCGACAAUCUUUCGUUUUCGUCGGAAGCGAUCGACAAUGAACACUCUCUAUAUGUCCCAGAACAAGAAAAUAAGUUGGCAAAACAUGAGAACACCUCCUUUCAGAGUCCAAAGGCUUCUGUAUUGCAGAAUCGUUCCACGAAUCAUUCGAAGAAACAUAAUUCAUACCAUGAUGUUAUUGUCAAGGCACAAAGGUUCCCUGAUUUAACGCCUAUUCGAAGUAAACCGAGCCCCUUACGUUCGCCUCCCUCCGCGAAAAGCAGCUGCCGAUUGGAUCCAGUAGGUGCCACCCCGCUAAAGGCAAAGGAAAACCUACUUAACGAAGCCAGCCGUUAUAUCUACACUCGAGAAGAGGAACCUAUCGGGAACUCACCUAUGCGCUUAAGCGAAAGGCACCUCUUUCAGUCUAGUAGACAUUAUCUGAGUGAUGAAGAAAGUAGCGCCAGUAGCUUGAUCCCUCACGGACAAUUGGAGACGAAUCGGGCAUCUUCUUCCUUUUUUGCAACAAAAGCGAACGAAUACCACAACAAAAGCUUGCUUCCCACUCCCUCACGACAAAGGCAUAGGCCAGAACCAGAAGCAAGCCCAAGAAAGGCUCUUGAAGCUUCUCUGGAGCACAGCAUUGACGAGGCAUGGUCAAUUGUCCUGGGCUCAACUAUCAUCGAAGAAAGUGAUGCCGAAGAUGAAAAGAAACAGGUACAAUCGACGACAGCAACGAAUCAGGACCACUUGGUUCAAGGGCCAGCGACACCAGGUAUCAGCCGAAGCGGCAGAAUCCUGGAUGAUUUGCCAGACAAGGUGAAAUCCCCGGAGGAUGCUAAAAAACUACUUCGCACGGCUGUCCAUACAUUGCAAGAUGCAAGAGCGGAAAGAGAGUCAGCACGACAGUGGGCUACAGGCAUGAAAGAUGCUGUACACAAGUGGGUCGAGCAGCAGCGUGAGUUGAUGAAAGCAGAAUCUAGUGUCACUCAGUCCAGGGCUUGGCAGCAAUCCCAAUUACAGUCUCUGUCGAACUUGGAAGGCUCGAUUCAAAAUCUUUGUCAGGAAGUUCACAGCUCGAAUCAACAGCGGACAUCAACAGAGGAAAAGCUUCACAAGCUCCUCGUUGAUCAGCGAGAAAAGAUCCAGUCCAUGGCGGAAGAAGUCUUGUCUAUGAAGCAGCAGAUUCAACAAAUGGACCAGCAAGUUACUCAACCAGAAAAGACAAAUACUCCAACACGCAAAAAGAAAGGCAAAGUGACGUCAAAUUCAAGCUCCAAAUUAAAGCUGGAAACUCCGAGUCGCUCGACGGCAUCAUCAACGGCUUCUUCUCGCGUCCGGAAAGAAGGGAAAGAUGGUGGUCAUAUCAUUCUAUAUGGGAAUGGAGUGCGAAAAGAAGUUCACAAAGAUGGGACUACAGUUAUUCGCUUUACGAAUGGCGACGUCGAAACCAAGUUUUCUGGCGGAACAACAGCUUACUUUCAUGCAAAAGAUCGAGUCAUGCAGAUCAACAACACGGCUGACGGGUCAACGCUUUUCGAGUAUCCCAACCGUCAGAUUGAGCGUCACUACAGGGACGGUAGCAAAGCAAUUCUGUUUGCUGAUGGUACGAGACAUCGUAUUUCUGCGCAAGAAAAAAUGGACACAGCAUUUGUGAAAGCAUAA
Messenger RNA from Cylindrotheca closterium, 1848 nucleotides. NCBI's taxonomy places the organism in Eukaryota, Bacillariophyta, Bacillariophyceae, Bacillariales, Bacillariaceae. The record is from the annotation of a GenBank genome assembly.